Messenger RNA from Salvia miltiorrhiza (redroot sage), 1599 nucleotides. Its product is annotated as UPF0481 protein At3g47200-like. Bases 60 to 1490 code for a protein of 476 amino acids. NCBI's taxonomy places the organism in Eukaryota, Viridiplantae, Streptophyta, Magnoliopsida, Lamiales, Lamiaceae. The transcript has 2 exons. The record is from RefSeq and is a predicted model, not a curated record.
UUUGAGCUUGUACACAUUUAAGAAUAGACCAGAUAUUAAUUUAUGACAGCUGAGUAUCAAUGGCAGCUACACAGAAAAUUCACAAAGUGCAGCCUCUCUUACUCCGAUUGGAGAAGAACCAAAAUGAUCACUACUUUCCGCAGGCGGUUUCCUUCGGUCCGUACCACCACGGCGAACCGGAUCUGGCUGUCGUUGAGGCCUUCAAGCCUAUGGCAGUCGAGUUGUUCUUAUCAGGCAGCCCAAAAAUAUACGGUGAGUCGUUCUACCACAACAAAAUUGUUGGCAUGAUCAUUGAAAUACGAGAGUGCUACGAAGACACCACGAUUUGUAAGUACUCGGACGAUGAGGUAGCCGCAAUGAUGCUUCGCGAUGCCUCCUUGAUGAUAAUCUACAUGGAGAUGAGUACUGUAACAGAGCAGCCAGAUGAGUUGAUGAUGGACAAGAUUCUGCCCAUGAUGGAUCAUCUUGGCAUGUUGACAUUAGCGAUUUUGUCGCGUGACUUGCUUCUGCUUCAGAAUCAGAUCCCUUUAUGCGUCGUGGAGGUUUUGAUGGAUCUAAGAUACGGCAUAGGAGAAUACGAAAACUUGCUUAGCAGAUACAUGAAUAUGGCCCUCUUCGGAGAGUAUCGCCAGAAAAGAGUAUCUAAGAAGCCUCUGCACCUCGUGGAAGCCAUCCACAUGCUACUCGUCUUGGACUGUGAGAAACCCAGCCGCAGAUGCCCAUGGCUCUGCUGCUUCAGCGCUGAAGAAGAUGAGAGCGGCGCUGCUCCAACCUGCUGCAAAUUGCUUGGCUGCUCCAGAGUUAAGAAAGCUGAUAUAGAAAGCGGUGGUGCAGAAACUACUCAUCAUGCUAUAAUCCAUCGUCUUCUAAAGUCUUUGCCUUGCAAGAACCAAAGAGCUGCAGCCAAGAAAGACAACAUCAAAAACUUCUUCCAUUCGUUUCGUUCGGUGACAGAGCUCAAGGCAAAGGGCAUCCAUUUCAAACCAAGCCCAACUCAAUCUUUGAUGGAUGUCAACUUCAAAUCCAACUUCUUCUACGGCAGCCUCCAACUCCCCGAGUGGGGCGUCUCCACCAAAACUAAGGUCACCUUCAUGAACUUGAUCGCCUACGAACUCAGCCCUAACAGCCGGGCCAACGGGGAGGUGGCGUCGUACAUCACCUUCAUGAAGUCCCUCAUGGAGAGGCCGGAAGACGUGAAGGAGCUGCGAGAGAAGAGAAUCUUCAUCAACAUGCUUGGCAGUGACCAAGAGGUUUUCAACAUCUACAAAGAUAUCAAUACACACGGGGCCAAUAAUCCGGAAAUUUUUCGUCAAGUGAAAGACAAGAUCCAAGCACAUUAUAAUAGCAGUAUCAAGACAUGGAUGGCUGAGCUCAUCCACACUAAUUUUCGAUCUCCCUGGACCAUCACCGCGUUUCUUGCUGCCGUCGUAUUACUUGCCAUUUCUGCCGGUCAGCUCUACUACGCCGUGCAUCCUCCAACUAAAAAUUGAUCACCACAUACCCAUCUGUAAUUUCAGCUGUGUGUACCAGUAGUAAAAAAAUCAAAUAUUGGCUUUGGCCCACAACUUAAUUGCAAUAAACGUUACCCAACUUUUGACU